AAGUCGAUUGUUGUUAUUUAUUCAUUUGCGAGUAAGAAAUUUUUUAUUCCUUUACGGACGAUUAAUAUUAUAUUUCUAUGAAGAUAAAUACUAAUUCUGUGAGAAUUCUUUGAUGUGAGUCUAAUCAUUAGACUUUUAAAGAACUGCUUGCAAAAUUUUUUUUAAAAAUUGUCCGUUGAUCGAAUACUCAGUUUGUGCCUCUGAUAAAGUUGCUUAAAAUAAGAUGGAUGUUGGAGAAUUGCUGAGUUAUAAACCUGCGAAAGAGCCCAAGAGAGCUGGAACAGAAGAAGAUACAGAAGUUGACGUAAGACCCAGAGGAAAGAGAUUAGCUAGUGUGCCUGAAUCUUUUCAUCAUGAUCGAAGACCUCCCAAAAUGCCGAAAACUCAAGAUGAGAAUAAAGAAAAUUUCAAACAAGAGCCCCAGCCUGAAAUUGAUUUGCCUGAAACUGAAGCAGAAAGUGGAGUUCUAGAUGAAACUAAUUUAAAGAAACUUCUAUUAGCUUUUGAAAAGAAAGUAUUGAAAAAUCAAGAAUUACGUAUCAAGUUCCCAGAUCAGCCAGAAAAGUUUAUGGAUUCUGAAAUAGAAUUAAAUGACAUUAUUAUAGAAAUGCAUAUUAUAGCUACUCAACCUGAUUUGUAUCAUAUUCUUGUUGAGUUAAAUUCUGUUUCCAGCAUCUUGGGACUUUUAACCCAUGAUAAUACAGAUAUUUCAAUUGCUGUCGUUGAUUUAUUGCAAGAAAUGACUGAUAUUGAUACACUGAAUGAAAGUGAAGAAGGGGCUGCUAGUCUGAUUGAUGCUAUGCUGGAGGCACAGGUGGUUGCUUUGCUUGUCCAAAAUCUUGAACGUCUGGAUGAAAGUGUGAAGGAAGAAGCCGAAGGCGUCCAUAACACGUUAGCAAUUGUUGAAAAUCUUGCUGAAUUCAAACCUGAUAUGUGUGUUGAUGCUACAGAACAAGGCCUGAUGCAAUGGAUAUUGAAACGGAUUAAAGCUAAGAUGCCAUUUGAUGCAAAUAAAUUAUACUGUAGUGAAAUACUUUCAAUUUUACUUCAACGUCACGAUGAAAAUCGACAAGCUUUAGGUUCUAUGGAAGGUAUUGAUGUUUUGCUUCAACAGUUGGCUUAUUUUAAAAGAAAUGACCCAUCCAACACUGAAGAGCAUGAAAUGAUGGAGAAUCUAUUUGAUUGCCUCUGUUCAUCCCUUAUGUUUGCAGGGAAUCGAGAACGAUUUUUGAAGGGUGAAGGUCUCCAACUGAUGAAUCUGAUGCUUCGUGAAAAGAAGAUGUCCCGGAAUGGUGCGUUGAAGGUUUUAGAUCAUGCCAUGUGCAAUGCUGAAGGUGCAGACAACUGUAAUAAAUUUGUUGAUAUUUUGGGUUUAAGGUCAAUUUUUCCUCUUUUUAUGAAAACUCCAAAAAAGAAUUGGAAGAAAGGAUUAUCAGUGGAGCAACAUGAAGAACAUGUUUGUUCUAUUAUUGCUUCCAUGCUUAAAAAUUGCAAAGGCACACAACGCCAGAGAUUACUCAACAAAUUCACCGAAAAUGACCAUGAAAAGGUUGAUCGGCUCAUGGAGCUUCAUUUCAAGUAUUUGGACAAGGUGCACUAUGUUGAUAUACAAAUCGAAAAGGAAAAGUCCAAACUUGAUGAUGAAGAUGUUGAUGCUGCAAUGGAAGAAGAAUUCUAUUUGAGGCGACUUGAAGGUGGAUUGUUUACAUUACAACUCAUUGAUUACAUAAUGGUUGAUAUUUGCUGUUCAGGACCUGCAUCUAUUAAGCAGCGAGUGUUACAAAUUCUUAAUCUCAGAGGAGGCUCGAUUAAAACCAUCAGAAAUGUUAUGAGAGAAUAUGCUGGUAACAUGGGUGAUGCCAAUGAUGCAUCAGCUCGAGAAGCUGAACAACAAAGACUGCUGCAGUUUGUGGAUCGUUUCUAACUAUGCCAGAUCUUGAAAUGUUUUUGUUUGUAUCAUGACUUUGUAUAUACAUGCAUAAGUGUACUUGCAUCAUUUGGAAACAUGGAUUUUCUUCCUGAAAAAUAAUUAAUUUUUAGUGUGCGGAUUUAGGGUUUUCCAAAAGUAAAUUUACCCUGAAAAAAAUCACUUAUAAUUGGUUAUAAGUUUCAGAUGCAUUACUUUUGAAAACUAUAAAAUUUAAUGAGCCUCAUUAAUCUUUUGUUAGAUUUGGUAAUUAUAUACUUCAUAUUAGGGGUUACAAUUCUUAGGUCCUAUAAUAAGUUUUUUUUUUUUUUUUUUUUUUUUUUUAAAUUCUGCAGCAUUUUAUUUUUUAACAGAUGUUGCUGAUUUUAUUGAGGUUACAAAAGCAUGUCCUGAAAUUUAUUCUUUGUUGUUCAUAUUAUGCCUUAUAGUAAAUGAUUCUUGUGAAAAAGCUGUGCAAGGUAAAAUAGGAAAAGAUGUGCCAAUUAAAAAAAAAUGUCAUAAGUUUAUUUUGUGAGAUAAAAUAUUGUUUUAUAAUUUUUGGUACUUCUCUUUCAAAGUUAAAGGAAAAUUUGCUGUUUUCAUCCAAUUUUAUUUCUAAAUCAAUUUUUACUUUUUGUUUUACAUUGUGACUCAGAUAAAGGGAAAUUAUCCAUAAUGUUAAGAUGAUUGAGCUAGCUCUGAAAAAAUGUAUAUAAAAUGCAAUUAUAAAUUUUAGUACUUAUUAUUUCAAGCAUCAUUUCUUCUUGCUGAAGAUGCAAAAAGUACCUUUAAAAGUAUUUGUAAGAAUAAAACUGAUUUGUUAGUUGAAGAAUAAUUUCAGUGUUAUUUGGUGGCCAUUUAAAUUUAGUAUAUCUGCGAGUGUGUGCUUUUUUUUUUUUUUUUUUUUGCCUGCUUUUAUUCAAAAAUAUUAAGUAUUUGUCUGUCAAAUCAUUUUAUGGCCUUUUACCUUAAAUAAGGUAGUAAAUAAUUAUUACUUGUAAAAUAAAUAUCGAUGACAGUUUUAUUAUUGACAAAAUCAUUGUUAUUUUAAAUAUUCCUUUCUAUGGUAAUUAUCAAACUUCGGUUUUUAUAGUUAUCUAAUGAAUAAUUGUCAGAAUCUGAAUCAGAUGUAUCAACAAGAAUUUAUAUAUUAUUUUGAUUUUUCAAGAAAAGGUUUUGUUUUAAUCUUUAAAGAAAAUUAGAAUUACUUUCUUCAUUUUUUUUAAAGCUCUAUUUAAUAUUUCUGCUACAAUUUCUUGUCAUGAAAGUCAAAAUAGCUGUUUUCUUGACCUUUCCAUGAUACAAUGCAAGGUAUUUGGAUAGGGUUGCUAAAUCCUUGGAGAAACUGUUGUUUCAAUUAUUUGGAAAUUAGAGUAAUUGAGUACUACUUGUGUGAUUUAUCUCAAGCUAAAUAUUAUUUUUGAAUACUAUUAUACUCAAUACUAUAUAUGUAUAUAUAUUUUAUAGAGAUGCAUCUUUAAAUCAUGAACUUUUUCCAUUUUCUGUAAUAAACUAG
Argiope bruennichi is the source of this 3422-nucleotide messenger RNA. RefSeq names its product beta-catenin-like protein 1. The record is from RefSeq and is a predicted model, not a curated record. The transcript has a single exon. Gene Ontology annotation, cellular component: spliceosomal complex. NCBI's taxonomy places the organism in Eukaryota, Metazoa, Arthropoda, Arachnida, Araneae, Araneidae. The coding region runs from base 224 to 1924 and encodes 566 amino acids.